AUGACCGUCUCUGACUCUCGGCAGCUCUCCUUUCCCAUCGAGCAGUACCAGCAUCUUCCAAAUCCCUAUCCCCAUGAUGCAAUCCGCGACUCGUUUAUCCGCACGAAUAUAGUUAAUCUAGACCUUGCUUCCCCUCCUCCCCAACUCUACAAGCCUCCCCUUACCCCGCCAGAAACACCUCUUGCGCGCAAGACCAUCGCCGAAAAUUCGACCCAGUCAGAGGUUCAAGUCACUCAGUUGGCCUUUCUCGAGGUAUUUCUCGCCGUCGGGCUAGUGGUCGAUGUGAAAGCGCGACCGACGAGGUAUCUGGCCGUUGGAGGCGUCCCUCCCGAUGUGCACACCUCGCUACUCAGUCGAAUAUUCUGUCGAAUGGGGGACCUCAAAGGCAUAUUUGUGCGCUACCAGCACAAAGGUGUUGUCGUCCUCUCAUGGCACGACGUUAGACAUGCCAACAAGGCUCGUAUGAUCAUCCAGUCUAGCCUCCUUUUUGGUCUAGCAGAGCCUCUUUGUGCAGCGUUCAUCACGCCUCAAAGCCUGAUCAAGGCCACUGGAAAGUCUCCGUUCGUCAAUGGAAGCGAAGGGAAUCUCUCUAUCACUGCAAAUCUGUCCAAUCCGCCGUCUGGUCAUCAACCAGUCAGCCUACACGCAGCGUUGGCCUUGUUUGGUGACCUCUCUUCUUUCUCAACCAAGUACAAUGCGGACCAUACGACAUUUGACGUUUCCUACUACGAUGCUCGUGAUGCAAUUAAUGCCAAAAAAUACCUCAACGGACGUUCGAUCCUCGGAAUGGAGCUGAAGAUUGCUGACGAGUUUGAGCCAGACGGCAAUCGUGAAUGGCAGGUGGCCCCAAAGCCUGCGACUGUCUCCUCUGAAGUCGAGGAUAAGCCGUCGACACAUCCCAUCACCCCUCUCUCUCCAGCAUCCGCUGCGUCCACCGGGCAUCGUCUGCCACAGAAAGCACACGCCCCUGGCGAAGAAACGGGACCUGUUCUGUAUCGCACGCCCAUCUCGCUCGGACCACUACCCCCCACUCCGACGUCUCCUGUAAAACGUACAAAAAAGGCACUCGCCCCGUCUGCGUCUGUAGCCAAUCUGCGCACUCUUACUUCAAACACCCCGAGCACUCAUCAGCAGCCAAAGUCCAAUGUGCAUAUACGCACAGUACCUCCUCGCCUCUCACUUCCUUGGCUCAACGCUUCUAUGCCUGGAGGUCCCCUCCACCAAAAGGCCCCUCAUAUGAACCUGCAGCCUUCGAUGUUCAACCAUACUGCUCCUGGUCAAGGUGGCCCACCGACGAAUCAGUCGUCUCCACGUUCGUUUGUCACUGGUCCGACAACGCCUUAUCAUUCUCAAAACAAUAGCACGAGCACUGCAGACUCCAUGACGGAUUCUGGACCAGCGACGCCUAACCAUGUGUUCCCUCACGGCAACUCACCUGCGCUCUCCAAAGCUGGCUCAUUUGAGCAGCUUCCCCAAGAAUCUCCUACCGCCGGUCUCAUACGCAAUGCACAUUUGCACUCGGGAGGAGCUCCCGGGAUACCAGAGAAAAACAGUGUUAGCGUCUCCAGGAUUGAAGCAGGGCUGGAUACGCGAACGACGGUGAUGCUCAAGAAUAUUCCGAACAAAAUGUCGGACUCCGACUUGCGCAAGUACAUUUCCGAAGUCGUGCCCAAUUCGUUUGAUUUCAUGUACCUCCGAUUUGACUUCAACUCUUCUGCCAACGUUGGUUAUGCCUUUGUCAACUUUACUGAAGUGUCGGCUCUCCUCGCUUUCGCCAAGGCAAGACUCGGUGUGAAGUGGAACAUGUUCUGUUCAGAAAAGGUGUUGCAGAUGUCCUACGCCAACUUUCAAGGCAAGGAAGCACUCGUGGAAAAGUUUAAAAACUCGUGCGUCAUGGAGAUGCAAGAUAAUUGGGUGCCCAAAAUAUUCUACUCUUCUGGUCCCAAGAAGGGUCAACGCGAGCCCUUCCCUCCACCGACGAAUCCAUCUCGUGCGCGCCGGAGCCAAGAUCAGCGCGAGAGAGGUCUCCUCCGCACCGGAAAUGCAUUCACCUUGGCACCUGGGAGGUCCAACUUUAAGCCUCAAUAG
Serendipita indica DSM 11827 is the source of this 2088-nucleotide messenger RNA. The record is from the annotation of a GenBank genome assembly. NCBI's taxonomy places the organism in Eukaryota, Fungi, Basidiomycota, Agaricomycetes, Sebacinales, Serendipitaceae.